AUGCUUAAUAAUAAUCUUGUUAACAACUUACCAACUUUCCAAAUCCACCAAAUGAAUUACAAUUUUAUUCAACCAAAUAUGCAAUACUCACCACAUGCAAAUACAGAUAUGGCUUAUGCUCCACAAUAUAUGCCAACUCCGGUCCCCCAAAAUAACUCCCUAAUAGAAAAUGUUUCUAGAAGCCGAUCAAUGCCAAAGAAUGGUAUUGUCAAUGCAAACCGAAUGGAAAGGCAUAUUUCAUUACCACCUAUUUCAUCGCUGAUGUCCACUAUUUACAAUACUAAUGUUGAUAACUUUCAUAUGCAACAACCUUUACCAUAUGAAAAGAAGCAACAGGUAGAUCACAAUAAUUUGGAUACUUUAAUGAUCCAGGCGAAGGUAUUAAUGAACAAUGAUGCUAGUAAUGUUAAGGCUGAUGUGACCAGUAGAAAUAUCCAACCGAGUAACCAGCCUGUCAACCCGGUAGUGACUGGUUCCUUAUUGCCCACUUCGUCGCGAUCAAGCUCAUUGCAAGAUGUAAAGCCCAUAAUUAAUAAAAACUCUAGUAAGGUACCUUCGAAAAAAAGAGCUAAUCGUACUCUUCUUUCAAAACUUAGAAAACAAUGUCCCGCAUGUGGGAAAAUAUGCUCUAGACCAUCUACGUUAAAAGCACAUUACUUGAUUCAUACUGGUGAUACACCUUUUAAAUGUACUUGGGGGAAUUGUAAUAAGGCCUUUAAUGUCAAGAGUAAUAUGUUGAGACAUUUGAAGGCACAUGAGAAAAAAGUCAUAAAGAAAGAAGCGCUUCAGAUAAUGUCGUAA
Messenger RNA from Naumovozyma castellii, 801 nucleotides. RefSeq lists its product as uncharacterized. The record is from RefSeq and is a predicted model, not a curated record. Lineage: Eukaryota; Fungi; Ascomycota; Saccharomycetes; Saccharomycetales; Saccharomycetaceae. The transcript has a single exon. Bases 1 to 801 code for a protein of 266 amino acids.